Messenger RNA from Centruroides sculpturatus (bark scorpion), 2256 nucleotides. RefSeq names its product choline O-acetyltransferase-like. Gene Ontology annotation, biological process: neuromuscular synaptic transmission; acetylcholine biosynthetic process. Gene Ontology annotation, molecular function: choline O-acetyltransferase activity. Lineage: Eukaryota; Metazoa; Arthropoda; Arachnida; Scorpiones; Buthidae. The record is from RefSeq and is a predicted model, not a curated record. The transcript is spliced from 15 exons. Gene Ontology annotation, cellular component: cytoplasm; neuron projection. The coding region runs from base 258 to 2123 and encodes 621 amino acids.
UUACCUCUCCACGUCAUACACGUGUCGUAUACAAACAAAUAAAAAUUUUAAAGUAAUUUUAUUGACAUCAAUUAAAUACAAAUGAAUGCACAAAAUAGAUCUUGGAAUAACGUUAUAAUUUUAUUUUAUUAAUUAUGUAUUAAUAUCAUCAACGCAUUAUUGUGCAACAACCGAUUAGCAUUGUUUCAACUUUAACAAAAGUCUUCAGCAAAUUAACAAGUCGCAAUUCGAGCUCUUUCUAGAGAAAGAAAGUGAAAAUGACUGAAAUGAAUGAAACUGAAUUGCCAAAGCCGUCGGUUCCCGAGCUCUCCGUCACUCUAAACAGAUUCUUGGAAGGAAUCAGAGCAAUUGUUCCCGGUGACAAAUACGAGGAAGCUCGAAGAUUGGUCGAAGAUUAUAAAAAGUCGGAAGAAAUGCAAAAGCUGCAGGAGUUCUUGAAGGAAUAUGCAGAAAGCCAUGAAAAUUACGUGACCGAAUUCUGGCUGAAAGAAACUUUGAAAAAUCCUUUGCCUCUCCCCAUCAACUCCAGUCCGUUCUUCCUUCUGCCGAAGCGGAUAUUCAAUACGGAUGACGAAAGAUUUCGAUUUAUAGCGAGAUUUAUCCUCUUCUCUCUUAAUUUCAACAAAAGAGUUGACAGAUGCGAAUUAAAACAUGAAUUUGCUGGGGGACAGGAGAAAAAGAAUGCACUUUCCAUGGCCACGUAUCGUCACUUCUUCACGGCUUACAGGAGACCAGGCGCGAUUAAAGACGAACACAUUUUUAGUGAAGGCGGCAGAUAUUUCAUUGUGGUCUGCAACAAUCAGUUAUUUCAAGUAAAGGUGACUCCCUUUAUAGACAGUAAUCCAAGUGAAAACGUUCUCAUAAAAGAGCUCAAGAAAAUAGAAGCGUUAAGUAAGCAGGUGCCACACUACCCGCCAGUGGGAAUUCUCACAGCUCUCAACCGAAAAGAAUGGGCGAGGAUAAGAGAACAAAUGAUCGAAGAUGAUAAUAAUAAAGAAUCCAUUCGGAUUAUUGAAAAUUGUCUGUUUGUGGUGUGCAUGGACGAAUCGAUCGAAGAUCUGAGGAAAGACACAAAAUCGAAAAGUUAUUACUUCGAAGAUUUGGCUCACCACAUCAUUCACGGCAAAAAAAGCGAACAUUCCACCGGUAACAGAUGGUUCGAUAAAUUUAUUCAGUUUAUCGUGACCAAAAAUGGUGUAAAUGGAAUCGUAAUCGAACGUUCGGUGUCGGAAGGGAUUGAGGUUUUAAAAUUCUGUGAAGAAUUCCUGGAUUUCGUAAAAAAUGACACUCAGUUGAGUGUCAUACGACAUUCAGACGAUAAUCGUACGGCAGUUAGAAGACUUAAGUGGAAUAUCAGCGAAUCUCUGGCAGAAGAGAUCAAAAAUGCAUCGGCCGUCACAGACGCAAUGAUCGACACGUUAGAACUUAAUGUUUUUAGUUUCAUCGAUUACGGCAAAAGAUUUUCGGAGAAACACGAAAUCAAUCCGGAUGUGUUCAUUCUGUUGUCUUUGCAGUUGACGUACUUCAGAACGCAUGGCAAAGUGACAGCCACUUACGAAAGUGGAGCUUUGAGAAAAUUCAGAUUCGGUCGCGUCGACAACAUCCGCGCUUCCAGCCAAGAGGCUUUGGAAUUCUCAAAGUCCGUGUUAGAUCCUUCCCUGAGUCAGGCUGAAAAAUGGGAGAAAUUUCAAAAAGCCGUGAAGAAGCAAACCGAAAUUCUUCUCUACACAAUCAACGGAGAAGGACCGGAUAACCAUCUUUUGUGCCUAAAGGAAAUGGCUGCUCUACACGGCUUAGAAGAACCGGCACUUUAUCAAACAGAUUAUUACAAAGAGUUCUUGAAUUUCCGCUUAUCCACCAGUCAGCUUCCCACGACCUACGACAUCGUAGUUGGAUACGGUCCCGUAGUGCCCGACGGAUACGGAUGUUCGUACAAUCCACAGGAGAAUCGUAUCGUCUUUUGCAUUUCGUCGUUCAAAAACGCCUCGACGGACUCGGAAAAAUUUGCACAAAAUUUGCACGUGAGCUUGAUUGAGUUGAAGGAGCUUUGUGAGAGUGGGAAGACUGCAGUUUCCACCAGCUCACCGACAAAGGCUGCAGUUAAAGCUGAAGCAAAGAAAUAAAAUAAAUAAAAAUAUUAGUCCGAAUCGGCCAAUUGCACGUUUUCGGUUUAAGCUGCAGAAUUUCGAGUUCAAAAUUGUUUAAUAAUGGUAAAAAUUGAUUUAAUAAAUUUUACGAAAUCGUUUUUUGUUCGUC